Molecule: messenger RNA, 804 nt
Organism: Postia placenta MAD-698-R-SB12
Lineage: Eukaryota; Fungi; Basidiomycota; Agaricomycetes; Polyporales; Adustoporiaceae
Exons: 2
Coding region: 1-804 (267 amino acids)
Source: RefSeq, a predicted model, not a curated record
AUGCCCAGUAACACAGCUCCAAAUCCUCGACCAGUGCCUACGUCCAAGAUGAAUCCAUAUGUAGCUCAGUCGGAUGAUGACGUUGAAUGCCUAGCCCUGCUCAAGAAAGUGUUAUCUGGUUAUGCGAGCGAGCGAGAGGCGGGUCCAUUAUUGUUGGAUUGGCUUGCACUCACAAAGAUCAAACCGUUCACUAUGCUACCCCUGUGUCUCAAGCCGGACAUAGAUGCCAAGCCAUAUCCUCCCCUGUUCAUGUAUGGUUGGCAUGCCAAUGAUGAUAAACUGCUGGAUUAUGCAGUUCAGAAUGAGCUCGUCGAGAGGUGGUGGGUACCCCCGAAAUCUGAUCAAGAGUAUGGCAGGGAUGGUGAUAAUGGAGAUGGGGAAGAUGAGGGAGAUGAGGGAGACGAAGACGAGGAAGAUGAAGAUGAGGAAGACGAGGAAGAUGAGGAAGACGAGGAAGAUGAGGAAGACGAGGAAGACGGAGGAUCGACACGCACUCUUUCCAAGUGGGACGACCGCAAAGCCGAUCGUGCAGCGUCUAUGCUGAAAGCCAUCGCCCAUAUACUCCAACAGAACCAGCUGGAGAAGUAUGCCAGCAACGUGAAGUUGUACACCACCGUAUACAAGGCGCUGGAUCCCGGUAGCAAGGUCAUCAUCACUUUGUUCACAAACUAUAGCCUGGACAAGGUAUUGCCGUUGGAGACUGUGAAGGAUAUCCAGAGGGCACUCGGCACGUCGGAGGUCUCUUGUUGGUACAUGUCAAGCAGAGAUUGUAAAUGGGAUGAGGAUAGCCACAAGGGCAACUAG